Messenger RNA from Zychaea mexicana, 1305 nucleotides. RefSeq lists its product as uncharacterized. Bases 1 to 1305 code for a protein of 434 amino acids. NCBI's taxonomy places the organism in Eukaryota, Fungi, Mucoromycota, Mucoromycetes, Mucorales, Lichtheimiaceae. The transcript is spliced from 2 exons. Gene Ontology annotation, molecular function: GTP binding. The record is from RefSeq and is a predicted model, not a curated record.
AUGAGCGACGCUGAAUUUGAGGCAGCUGUCAGUGCACUUGAUCCCGAACUUCGAGUUCUGUUGGAAGGCGAAGCAGCCCUAGACGAAGAAGGAGGGAUAGCAAGUAAAGAUAGCGAUGUACAAAUAAUCAACGAAGAAGAAGAAAAGAAGCUGGACGUAUGCCACCGCUGUUACGCGCUCAAACACUACAAUCAUAUCACCACGGAAACAUCGCCUGCUUUUCUUCGUGCCACGCAACAAUACGGCUCGCUUGAAUUCUUAAAGACAAAGCGUAAUCCACUAAUCGUUGCUGUAUUGGACGUAAUUGACUUACCGUUCUCCCUUGGAUCCCAACUACCUGAACUUAUCCGCCAAAAUCCAAGCGCUCGGAUCAUGAUUGCUGCCAACAAAUUUGAUAUGCUUCCACAACGAGCACGACGCCACGAACAACGGAUACGAGAUUGGAUCGUCCAGCAUUUGAAGCAGCAUGGAUUCCCUACUCAACAAAUCCGUGGUGUCACACUUGUAAGCGCUAAAAAGGGCUGGGGCGUCUUGGGUCUAUUGCGCCGUAUAGACGAAGAACGGCUGCCAACAGACGAUAUUUAUCUAGUUGGUUGCACCAACGUUGGCAAAUCGGCACUGCUGAAUCAGAUAAUGUCACAACGCGCAAGCAAAAGCAAGCGACAACAAUACCAAAUCACAAGUUCGGCAGUCCCUGGUACGACGAUGGGUACACUCCGGAUACCAUUGCACGCAUUACAUAUGGGGACACCACAGCAGGCUGGAGGAAAACGACGUUUCUUGGAACGUGAACAUUAUUUGAUUGAUACGCCAGGUGCAGUGAACGAUCAGCAGCUGAUACAUCUGAUGUCGUUCAAAGAACAAAAGAAGCUUAUGCGCCACGCUGAACUCAAGCCUGUCACAUUUCGAUUAGAAGCGGGCCGAUCACUCCUUUUGGAUUCAUUCGCUCGUAUUGACGUUGUCGAAUCGAGCGAUCCUGUACUUUUUACGUUGUUCACCCCAAUGAUCCCGCAUAUAACAAAAACUCUUAAGAUGAUGGACCAAGAGGGCCCACUACAACCCAUACCGCAACUACUCUCUGUACGAGGUGUCCACAACUCCCGAGCAUCCGUCGAUCUUGCAUUUGCCAGUAUCGGCUGGAUAGCUGUGGCAGGAAUGUUUGAUAACGCAAGGCUCCGAGUCUGGUUACCGCCUAACGUCAAUCCAGUCGAAGCGUUUGCUAUCCGACAACCUGCCAUGUUACCCUUUGAAUAUCAAGGCGUGACACGAAAGUUUUUCGGUUCUGGCAAUCGGGCGCGACAAUAG